UCUCUUCUGCAGACAGCAACAUUCUCCCUCUGUCUCUGGAUGAGGGAACUGCAGAUUGAAAGUCCUUGCAACCAACUGCUGGUACCCGAAUGAAGUGUAGCCUGUCUCCUGAAAAAGCAUCCUAUUUUUGUGGGACAUUUGAUGCAAACUAACCAAUCAGCAUCUUUAUUUGUAAUGCUGCCUGAAGAGUAACUUGGACAUUUUUAGCUUCCUUUCUUCCUUUUUAUUUUUUCCUGUGUUGCCCUUCUUGACCAGCAUGAUUUUCACCACAGCUGCUGUCCUUGGUGCUACGCUGGGCACUGCGUCAGGCAUCCUCACUCUCUGUGGGCUCUCAUUGAUCUGCAGGUCCUGUAAGAAAGGCAAGUCGGAAAGUGGUGAAGAUGCAGACCCAGAGAAGGCUAAACCCAGUGUUCUGCACUCCUCAGAGAAGUUCAGUGUGGAAAAAUCCACAGAGCCCAUCCAACCAAGGACAUUGUUGAAAUUUCCUAAAAUAUACAAGCCCAAACCAUCUGUGACCUCAUCUGAGGUCAUCAGCUACCCUGAUCAUGCCUCAGAGAAGGGGGGCGAGCCCUCUCCCGAGGGACCCUCGACUGAGCCUGAUGCUGGUAACCAAGCAACUGACAGCUCUGACACAUUCACGAUCCUCAGACAAGACUCAAAGGACAAAACCCCCUGUGCAAGGGCUCUAACCAAUGGGAUGACAACAAGCAGAUCCAUCCUCCACCCUAAGCUGCAUUUCUCUCUCACCUAUUAUACAGACCAGAAUGAGCUACACAUCACCGUGAUAGAAGCGGAGCAUUUGAGUGUGGGGUCGGGCUGUGAGGGCUAUGUGGCCGGAGUCCUGACCUUAGCAGCAGGACAGAGGGAGGCCCAGACUUCGUUGCGACGCCUGACCAGCCACACCCGCUGGGAGGAAGGCCUGGUGUUCUCCCUGCCAGGGGGGUAUGAGGUGGAGGGUGAAGUGGCUCUCUCCCUUCACAGUUGUGACCACUUCUCCCAGAACACCAACCUGGGCGUCAUGAGGUUCAAGCUGGUUGAUGUGGGCAUGAUGUCCAACGCAGACUGCUGGGUCGACCUACAACCACCAAAACAGGAUGUCCAGGCAGCUGGAGAGCUCCUGCUGUCUAUAAGUUACCUGCCUGCAGCCAACCGGCUGGGAGUAGUGGUGAUGAAGGCUCGAGGACUACAAUCAGACAAGCUAAAGAACUCCAUAGACCUGUCUGUGAAACUGGCCCUGAAGCACCAGACUACCAAGCUGAGGAGGAAGAAGAAGCAGACGCGACGGGUCAAGCACAAGAUGAACCCAGUGUGGAAUGAGAUGAUGAUGCUGGAGGUUCCCCGUGAGCUGCUGUCAAAAUCCAGUCUGGAUUUGGAGGUGUUGAACCAGGCAGGUCCUGGUGAGCAGGAGUCCCUGGGCCGCUGUCAGCUGGGUUUACAGGCCUCUAACACUGGCCUCCAACACUGGCAGCAAAUGCUAGACAACCCCCGUAAGCAGAUCGCCAUGUGGCACCCGCUGUAUGACUAAGAUAACCACCUGUCCGCUUUGCCCUUCCAAAUACCCAAUUGAAUAUAUUGAAUAUCGCAGAAUUUCCAAGGAAUACCAAUUAUGAACACAUUUUAUAUAUUCAAUGAAACUCAUCAAUGCAAUGUAAUACUUUGCCUACAGUACCUAUACUUAACCACCUCUAUGAUCUGUUUUUAUAGCUGAACAGAAUAAAUAUGAUAAUGUCUGUGUUUUUGUGUUAUAGGGGAUUGUGUAUAUGGUAUGUAAGGGUAUGAUAAAUAUCAGUGAAUUAUUCUAGAGUAGAGCUGUCAUUUUAUUUGUAAAGGGAUGUAUUCAAACGCUUGGAAAGCAAUCGAGAAAAUGCACCUGGCAGAAACUUAAAGGCCAGCCAAUAUUAAACGGAUAGGAGAUUCAAAAGCCCGGUGUACUACUGAAAGGACAAGUAUUAGUAUUCAUAGAUAUACUGUUACAGUGAUGGGAUUACAGUGGACUACAUGUUUAAAGUGUAUCUUAUUACACAGGGUCUAAAAACGGCAGCUAAAGUUUUCCACAUGAUGUAUUAAAAAAAUCAUGCAGUGUUUAAUCUAGUAAUAUACUGUAUUUGUCAUUUUUAUGAAUAUGUGCAGCUGAAUUCUAUCUUAGGAGAAUACGAGAGUUGAUAUACAUGUUAUAUUUAAAGUAGUUACAACUAACAACUCAAUUUCACACCUGUUUCCAUUCAACCCACUUUGCUUCAGUUAUGUACAAAAGGUAUUGUUCUCCAUUGUGGUUUUAUUUUUUACAUAGCUUAUGUCAAGUGAAUUGCUUAUAGACUGUGCCAGUGAGGAACACACUGUGUCAUUUGAAAAUGUACACACUGACACACAAAAUGUGUGAAAAUAAAAACAUAUUCAAAAUA
Messenger RNA from Oncorhynchus masou masou (cherry salmon), 2402 nucleotides. RefSeq names its product synaptotagmin-13-like. NCBI's taxonomy places the organism in Eukaryota, Metazoa, Chordata, Actinopteri, Salmoniformes, Salmonidae. Gene Ontology annotation, biological process: regulation of dopamine secretion; cellular response to calcium ion; regulation of calcium ion-dependent exocytosis. Gene Ontology annotation, molecular function: calcium-dependent phospholipid binding; phosphatidylserine binding; calcium ion binding. The transcript is spliced from 6 exons. The record is from RefSeq and is a predicted model, not a curated record. Gene Ontology annotation, cellular component: plasma membrane; exocytic vesicle; axon. Bases 257 to 1525 code for a protein of 422 amino acids.